Aspergillus versicolor CBS 583.65 is the source of this 732-nucleotide messenger RNA. RefSeq lists its product as uncharacterized. The record is from RefSeq and is a predicted model, not a curated record. The coding region runs from base 1 to 732 and encodes 243 amino acids. Lineage: Eukaryota; Fungi; Ascomycota; Eurotiomycetes; Eurotiales; Aspergillaceae. The transcript has 3 exons.
AUGCAGCAGGAGGAUCGCCCCAAGGCUGAUUUGCGCAGGCUGAUGGGCCGCCGUCGUGGAAAUGACUCGGGGAGGUGGGCUGUGGAGAGAGCCGAUUCGGAGCUCUUAGACGAUGACCGUACCCAAUCAGCAAUCAGCAAUCAGCAUCCUUCAGGAAUUAGAAUUCCUUCAUUAACGACGAAUUCCGUCAAAAGGUCCAAAGAAUCCAACACAAUCUCCUCGUGCAGAUCUGCCCGGCAGGAGGCCAGGUUCGAGCCGUGGCAACCUUGCAAGGCCGCGACAGAGGACUACGUACAAUUAUUAAUGGGUCUCGACAGGCGGCGCCUGACCGUGGGUGCCGUGUGGCCUGCUGGUGUUCGUAUGCAACCUCACUUUGGCGUCAAACUCAGCAAUUUUGGUCGUCGUUCCCUCGUUCCUACCCUAUUGCCCUCAGUCUCGCUGCUUAUCCAUGAUCGACGCGUCGUAUCAUCGUCCUUGGGCGAUCAAGACAAACAAGGGGGGAAGACUGUUCUUGGAAUGGAAGUGCCUCCGUUCCCAUCAUCAUCAACCAAGCCUCUGGAGCCCGGUGGCAGCUCCGGCUUGGGCUCGGGCCAGGCUUGGCGAGGCCACCAGGAAGGGAAUCUGGGAACGAUUUCCAUCCGCUGCAUCCUUCGCUUGGGGGCCAAGUCACUUCGCGACCAGCCUGCAGCCUUCGUGAGCGAACCGGAGAUUAUCAUCGAGUGGAAACGAUAA